Ostrinia furnacalis (Asian corn borer) is the source of this 4185-nucleotide messenger RNA. RefSeq lists its product as uncharacterized. The coding region runs from base 64 to 624 and encodes 186 amino acids. NCBI's taxonomy places the organism in Eukaryota, Metazoa, Arthropoda, Insecta, Lepidoptera, Crambidae. The record is from RefSeq and is a predicted model, not a curated record. The transcript is spliced from 3 exons.
GGUUGGCGCUCGACGACAUCACGCACACGCAAAUCCAUGAUUGUAGCUAACUUCACUUUAUAAAUGUUCGAUCUUUUUCAACUACGUCGAGGCUUGUGCUUUUUGGGGAUUACACUUUUCGACAUGGCAUUGAGCGUUGCACUACCUCUGGGAGGUUUGGAGACGGAGAAUUUCAAUUCAUUCAACUCAUUCGGGCAUAUCAUAGAAAUAGCGGGCCUAUCUCAGUCUCAGACGAGCCCGAGUCCGUCAGUGUCCAGUGAAUCUAGCGGUAUCGGCUCGCUGGGGUCGCUCAAGUCGGAGUCGGUCAACAGUGACUCCCUGCCGUCUAGUCCUCAGACUACAGAGAAGAAAAUAUUUGAACCUGUGGUGCAGCCACGUCCGAAGGAAAAAAAUGAAGAUGUCAAGAUUAUGUACCAAGGUCGUGACAUCCUUGACCUGUAUGCUAACAUCACUGACCCGCGGUGGAACUACCGAGCUACGGUGCUGCCCCCCAACAACCCUGCGCUGUUCUUCGCCAACCGCUCGCAGUACCACCGCCUCGGACCCUACGGAACUCGCACACAGUAUGUAAAAGAUACCUGUCGCCUUUGUGGCUUCUCUUGGGUUGUCGCUGCCACGGAUUGACGUGACUGUGAGACAGCAUAAAUUCAGAACAAACAAAUGUUGAGCGGGUAUGACUGGGACACAUUAGGGCGCAUAUCAACUUCUCUAACGUCACUGGGUGAUCGUUUCACCAUCAUUUAGUUUGUUAGCCAAUGACUCUAGUUCAGCGAUAUUAUUUUUAAAUGAAUUUAUGACGACCUGCCAUUUUGAAAUCUAGAUGGCAGGGAAUUUUUACAAAACAAUUUUAUUAUGAAUUUGCUCACGAUAUGGUUUGCUGUUUUAGACAUAUUUUUUACUAAUUUAUCUUAAGAUGAUUGGUAUUUAUGUGAUAAUGAACUGUAAUAAUUUGAUGAGCAAAUGCUUAUUUAUAGUUCCUUUUGAACUGAAGUCAAAGGCUUGGUGACAUUUUCCUAUAUUUUGAUUGAAAUGCUUCCCUGUUGUGGCCUAUGUCCUGCAGAUGACUGUGGAAUAUUGUAUUUGUUAUCGUCUCGCGCAUUCGUAGAGUUACAUUUUUUAAACGUGACUUAAUACUGUGAUCUUAAUUUAAACAUGGCAAUUUUUGACAAAUUCUGUGAAUGUUAGGCGCGACGAUACGUGACUUCGUUUUUUGUUUUUAACUUAUUUAAUUGUGUGAUAAUGUUAGGCUUAAUUAAUACUUGCAAUGCCAUACAUUUUGCAGACUAAUUCCAAAUCAGCAUUUCUAGGUCCUACUAUUCUAAAAAUUGUUUGCAAAGACGAAAUUGGUAUGAUCAAAAUUUGUGACACUCCUACAUUUCAUAGCUAUAGCAAAGGCAGAUAAAAUUAAAAAUAUUUAUUGUGCCACACUUAGUUCCUCUUAGACGUGUUGAUAAUUUGUUAUCCAAAGAAUAUAAUUGUUUAAUGUGCAUAUUAUAUUAACUAUAAAUUGUUUAAUUACGCAAUUUAUAAUGAUUAGUAUAAAAAUUAAUGGUUGAAAAUGUACAACCAGUAAGGUUUUGUGUCCAGUUAUUCUUAAAGCAAUAUUUAAAUUAUGGACAUUUACUUUUAUCAUAAUGUGUUAUUGAGUCCCACCAUUACAUGUAAUAGUUAUUGUUUAAAUAUUGUUUUUUAUUCUCUUUAGUCUCUAGAAGUAAUGAUUUAGAUAUAUUCCACAGUCAUUUAUCAAUAGGAUCGUCAUUGUUUAAACCAAAAGGCUGCUUCUCGGAUGUAAUUUAAAUUAACGAUUUUGACGAGAUAGGCACGAAUUUAAAAGCCAAGCUGUAGGUUAAUUUUAAGGUAUAAUUAUGAUUGUUGGAUGUACCGUCCGAUCAUUACAUAAUAAUAGUGAUGACAUAUUAAACUAGCGGAUAACGAUCUUGACACAGCCCUAAAUCAACUUCGUAGCGACUUGAUGAGAAAGCUUGAACAACUCAUAAUUACGACGAGCCCAUGCAGAACAUAGUCAAAGUGGGUUAUCAGUGCAUAUCAUCACAAAUUAAUGCAGUGAUUAGAUAUUCUAAGGUAUUAGUAGUUGUUACAGACAGUUUUAAAUCGUUUGAGUCAUUGAUACGCCCAGAUGCUGGGCUUCUAGUGAAAUUAUAUUAAGUGUCGUUAACAGACUGGCAAUAUCUCUAUGUAUGUGCAUAUAUAAAAUGUAAUAUUUGUGGUCUCUUAAUUUAGUCAAGAUAUUUAAUAGUGUGAGUCUCUUUCAAUUAUGUGUAAGUAAUGUAUAACAUACUAACUAACUAUAAUGAAUAAUAAUUAUUGAUACUGUCCUUUUGUGCGACUUUAGUUCUGCUAUGUUGUGAUCAGCUUUAAAUUGGAACUGGAGUAUUUGUACACAAUAAUGUUGACAUAUUCCCCACAAAGUUAUUUUUAUAAAAAAUGUUGAUAUGAGACAAUACAGUAUGUAGUUUUCAAAAUUUCAUUUACAUAUUAAUUGAUAUGGAGUUUGCUUAGAGGUUUGGCAAAUAUUUUGGAAGGGACCAACAUCCAUGGCAAUCCAUGCAGUGUUUAUUUUGUUUAAGUUUUAUUUAUUUAUAAUAUCAAAAUUUACAUCGAAAGCAGUUAUCUUAUCCAAAUUUUACGACAUUAUUUAUUUAUCAGCUGCUUUAUCCUGAGUCAUCACUACACGCUUACAUAUAGGUAUCUCUUUUUGUCUAUAUAAUAAUCAAUUUACUGGGCUAUGAACAUAAAUCGUAUGAAGUAGUUGUAAUAAUAACAUAAUAUACAAAUCUAUUUAUGUAUUUAUUUAUGAUUCAGUGGGUCAUGACUGAACAUAUAGCAUGGAUCUCAGAAUGCAGCUGAAAGUAAUACAAAUGCCCUCUUGGAAGGCACAUCCGAAGAGCUUUGCGAAUAAUAAUUUAAUUGAUUUGGAUGCGCCUUCCGUUGCCUAGUGUGCUAUAUCCUCAGUCACACAUACUCACAAAAUGGUUGUUAUUGGUUAUUUUAAAAUCAAAUGUUGCAUUCAUUAUUUUUAGUUUUUAAUACAAGCUUCAAUCGAAUGUAGUUCAAAGGAAAGUAUUGGGAGCGAUACGCACAGGUUAGUUAGUGUUGUGAGUGCCUGCGCAGGCGCAGCGCGACGGCCCGUCGCCGCCCGCCGCCCGCCGCCCGCAACUGAGGCCGAGGUGCGAUGCAAUAUUUGCAUUCCAGUUUCGUGUAUAAGUUAGCCGCCAAGGGUAGUAGUUGUUAAUGUUUAUUUAAUCCACAUUGCCAAAUAUUUUGGUUGUUGUGCUAUUAUUUAUUUAACAAAAAUCAUCUAAAAUAUCAAUUUAGUACCUUCCAUUACUGUGUCUUCAAGUGAUUUUACAAUGUUUUAAUCAUUUCAAUUUUAUGCAUUUUUUUUUAUUUAGUCAAAUCAUUUUACAUGAUAUUAUCGAUGUGUUGUAUUAUAUCUAUUGUUCAUUCACAUACGAGUAAAUAUUUUUUUCUCAUGAACUGUAGUCAAAUGACAGUAUUUUUAUAAUGAAAAUUGUAUGAAGGGUUUUUGGAUAGGCGACGGGCGCGCGCCCAUCGCCAACGCGCCCGCCAGCAUUACGUAUAUCUGAUAAGCAUUAUGUAGGUUUAGCGAAAUAGAUUAACUCGGAGAUGAACUCCAAGUACCAAAACUUAUUGGUUCAAUGUUGUUCUCGUAUUAUCGUGAUAUAGUGCGUCGCACGCGGCGCAGAGCUCAAUAUUUUUAGUAACCCUUAAGAAAAUUAAUACCUCUUUUGAAAAGAAUAUAAUAUAUAUGAUAUAGUAUAUCCAAUCGAUAAUCACAUAUUAUGUAUUUCCCUGUUUAUUUUGAUGUGAUAUCAUAAAUGACUGAUCUGAAUUUAGUUUUUAAGUUGGUUAUUGAUAUGCAGUGCUAUUUCGAGAGUGUAAUUAAGGUUUAAUAUUGAAAGUGCCAAUGCUCGUAAUUUAAUCUAUGACUGUUCCUUUAUCGUAGCUGAAUGUAUUACCCGGCGCAGCCGGACCACACUUGUCAACUUCAAUAUAAGCAAUCUUCCUUUUAACUUUAAGUUUUCAAUUGUUACGUUUAACGAAAACACGUAGUGCACAAUCUCAGUAAUGCUUGCAAUAUUAUGUAUUUAAUUCCUCACUUAUAAUUUAAUCCAGCGUAAUGUUAAGAGUACAAUAUGAGAU